Messenger RNA from Dicentrarchus labrax (European seabass), 2364 nucleotides. It is a transcript of the gene prelid3a, whose product is annotated as PRELI domain containing 3A. Gene Ontology annotation, molecular function: phosphatidic acid transfer activity. The transcript has 7 exons. The coding region runs from base 331 to 867 and encodes 178 amino acids. NCBI's taxonomy places the organism in Eukaryota, Metazoa, Chordata, Actinopteri, Moronidae. The record is from RefSeq and is a predicted model, not a curated record. Gene Ontology annotation, biological process: phospholipid transport. Gene Ontology annotation, cellular component: mitochondrial intermembrane space.
CCGUCUGGCUCGACACUCGGCGUUGCACCGGCUUCUCUCUUGUCCUCUACUGUACGAGCUAUUUGUUGUUAUCUACAAAUUACAUGUUUUCUGCCUGUUGUUGAGACACGCGGCCCGGCAGCGCAUAUUGUGCGGUCUUUACGCAGGGUUGAUAUGCGAAGAAAAGCGGAGAUGCGCUCUCUGGACUCACUUCAUUAAUGGUCGUGAGCUCCCAUCAAAGGCCUUAUUCUCUGGUAUCUGGAGCUAGUUCCUCAUAUGAAAAUGGUCCGGUGAAACACUACGGAUCACGGAGGGUUUUUCAACGACAAGGUCAAGACUUUCUUUUGAAAAAUGAAGAUUUGGAGCACGGAACAUGUUUUCAGUUACCCAUGGGAGACGGUGAUCAAGGCUGCCAUGAGGAAGUACCCAAACCCCAUGAAUCCCAACGUGGUCGGAGUGGAUGUGCUGGACCGCAGUCUGGAUGAAGAGGGGCGCCUGCACAGCCACAGACUCCUCAGCACAGAGUGGGGCCUCCCGAGCAUUGUGCGAGCGAUACUGGGAACCAGCCAUACGCAGACGUAUGUGAAGGAACAUUCCAUAGUCGACCCAGAGGAGAAAAAAAUGGAGCUGUGCUCAACAAAUAUUACUCUCACCAACCUGAUUUCAGUGGAUGAGAGGCUUCUUUACAGACCACACCCAGACAACCCUGAAGUUACUGUCCUGACCCAAGAGGCCAUCAUCACAGUCAAGGGAGUGAGUCUAAGCAGUUACCUGGAGGGCAUGAUGGCUAGGAGAAUGUCAGCUAACGCCAGGAAGGGCUGGGAUGCUAUUGAGUGGAUUAUUCAGAACUCUGAAAGAGAGAACGUACCUCUCUGUGACCUUUACUAACUCUGGACUGCUGACUACGUUCUCUGUCUACACCUCAUAAACCACUGGGGAUUCUCUCCGGAUCCUCUGCUGAUGGUACUCAUACUGUCUGGGAGGUUUUGGGUUAUCACCCCACACCGCCUCUCUCACCUGUGGAGUACAUGCACUGGAAGCUCAGACAGACAGUGAAAUGGUGCCAAAGCUGAAUGGUUAUCAAAAAAGUGUUUGAUAUGGAUUUAAGGGUUGUAGGUCCACGUCUGGUAGAUGUUGCUUAAUGCGAAGUACUCAAAACCCAUUAACAACAAUUCUAAUUAAGGUAAGUGAGGAGAACAGGCUAGAUUCCUUCCAUGGGUUAAACAAGCUCUAGAGCUGAAUAAACAGAAGGUUUAACAUUCAGCGGGUUGCAUCAACAUCCUGAGCCCACCAGACUUUGCCCCCUGGUCUGAAUAUAACAUUUCUACCCCACAUAUUCUUUGCUCUCAUAUCAUGUCUUAUCAGAAGAGAUGCAGAUGAUGGAUGCAAGAGGUACACGUGCACAAUUUUUAGAAAACAAUGUAUGGUACAGUGACAAUAUGCAACCAACUUUGUAACUUUUAUUUGAACUGAUGUAUGUCUUCUGUAACGUAAAACACUGGUGACUCCUAUAGCAGGAGUUCAAAUCAGAAAGUUGUUCCUGGUGCUGCUUAUUAUGUGUUUCAAGAGGCACAAACUGUAGAUGAAAAGUUUGCAUGAUAGUAGUAAAAAAAUGGGGAGGGAGGAGGUAUUUAAAAAAAAGCUAGCUAGCCAGGUUGCUAGCUAUAGAAUUAACUUAUCUUUGGGUCUUUGAGUUCUUGAAAACUGCUCUAUAGAUAAAAAAAAUAUUAUUAUUAUUAUUAUUAUUAAAAUUGCUCAUUUUAGCUUUAAAGAGAUAAGAAUUCAAAGAAAAUAUAUUGUUUAUCUCAGAACAAAAAGAUGGGAAUGUACCAUUACAUUGCCUUUUUUUUCUGCUGUCACAGCAACAAUACACUGGCAUCUGACAGACAAUAUUGCCUUAAACCAGCAGAGACAUAUCCAGUUUUUUUGAUCAGUGUAGUUAAACGAUGUGCUGACUCUCUUUGUGGGCAGAAUUAUCCAUUUAUAUGGGCUUCAAAUGAUGCCUGUGUAUUAUAGCUUUGACAGCAAAAUACACAUUCAUGCCUUUGCCAGUUACACACAUCAUGCUUCUCAAAUGUUGAACUACUCCGUAAAAGCUACCUAUACACCCUGAGGAGCAGGGCAGUACUGUAUGUACAAUGCUGCAGUGAGAGAUGUGCACAAUAAUUCUUUUUGUGCUAAAUCAUAUUUCUUGGUAAAAUGAAUAAUAUUUACAUAAUAUUUGUAUAAAUAUUAUUUAUUUAAAAACAGUGUAACCAGCAGUGAAUUAUUACAUUGUUUAUAUUGUUAUUAGUGUCAUGGAAAAAUUAGCUGCAUUUGCUUUUUUAAUUUUAACUUCAACUGUUGACCUAUUGCAACAAUUAAAACAAUUGUUUGAGAAAAUUA